UUGAGAAGACUUGUGUUGUGUCCAGAGAAACAAAACACUGUCAAUUUUUUUUUCUCUCUCUCUCUUCUCUUUAAUUUAUUUAUUUAUAUCUCUUUUAUUUCUUGUUUUUUCCGUUGUAAUUUUACAUCGGAAAUUACCAAAGUUACCUCUUCUCCCUGUUUCCUCCCCUCUUCGUCCAUAUUUUCUCACAGUAAAAAAACAAAUACAAAACAGAGACAACAAAUAUUUUUCCGAUGGCCUAACUUGGGGGGUGAAAAUCACUUUGUGUGUCUCACCUUUCUCAAAUCCCCCCAAUCAUAAGCGCCAUUCCGAAAUCUGUUUCUUUUUGUUCUUUCUAUCUCUUCUUGAAUCAGCAAGGGAAGAAGCUAUGAUGAUUUACGGAGGAGGAGCAGGGAAGGACGGUGGAUCAACCAAUCAUACAUCAGACGGAGGAGUGAUAUUGAAGAAAGGUCCAUGGACGGCGGCUGAAGAUGAGAUACUUGCUGCGUACGUUAGAGAGAACGGUGAAGGAAACUGGAACGCUGUUCAGAAAAACACAGGCUUGGCUCGUUGCGGCAAAAGCUGCCGUCUCCGAUGGGCCAAUCACCUCCGUCCUAAUCUCAAAAAAGGCUCUUUCACCGGUGACGAAGAACGUCUCAUCAUUCAGCUUCAUGCUCAGCUUGGUAACAAAUGGGCUCGCAUGGCUGCUCAGCUGCCGGGAAGAACAGACAACGAGAUCAAGAACUAUUGGAACACGAGGCUGAAACGCCUUCAACGCCAAGGACUUCCUCUUUAUCCUCCAGAUAUUAUCCCUAACCAUCAACUCCAUCCACAUCCACAUCAUCAACAACAACAACAACAUAACCAUCAUCACCAUCAACAACAACAUCAUCAACAAAUGUAUUUUCAACCACAAUCUUCACAACCAAACACACCAUCAUCCUCACCUCUUCCAUCUCCAAGACCAUUAAACGCAAACGCAAAUUCCUCAUCAUCCUUCACUUUCCAUACCACAACCGCUAAUCUCCUCCAUCCACUUAGCCCUCAUACUCCAAACACACCGCAAACUCCUUCUCAACUCUCUUCCACACCGCCUCCACCGCCACUUUCCUCUCCUUUAUCUUCCCCUCGCAACAACCAAUACCCGACUCUUCCUCUCUUCGCCCUCCCGCGUUCCCAAAUCAACAGCAAUGACGCCAACUUCACUUUCCCUAGACCUCCACCUCUCCUUCAGCAACAGCCUUCAUCACUGCUCGCAAAAAGAUACAACAAUACUAAUACUCCCCUCAAUUGCAUCAACCGUGUCUCAACCGCACCAUUUUCCCCUGUUUCAAGAGAAUCCUACACUUCCUUCUUAACAUUGCCUUACCCUUCCCCAACCGCUCAAACCGCUACUUACAACAACACUAAUAACAAUUACUCUUCCUCUCCUUCCUUCUCUUUAAACCCUUCAUCUUCUUACCCUACAUCAACUUCUUCCCCAAGCUUUCUCCACUCCCAUUACUCUCCCUCUUCCACCUCCUUUCCUACCAAUCCGGUUUACUCCAUGAAACAAGACCAGCUCCCUUCAAACCAAAUUCCCCAAAUAGAGGCCUUCAAUAACUUCAACAGCUUCACAGACAAUGAGAGACAGAAUCAUAACCUUAACAGUUCCGGUGUUCAUAAUCAUAGAAGAAGUAGUAGCUGCAGCCUCUUAGAGGAUGUCCUCGAAGAGGCUGAAGUUUUAGCCGCAGGAGGCAGAGGCCGGCCCCUAAAACGAAGACAACUCACAGCUUCUCCUCCGAACCACCACAACAACGACAACGACAACUUCUUCUCGGUUAGUUUCGGAGAUUAUGAUUCUUCUGACAACAUAUGUUCCUUACAAGAUUUGAAAUCAAAGGAAGAAGAGUCUCUUCAUAUUAACACAAUGCAAGAAGACAUAGCUAAGCUUCUUGACUGGGGAAGUGAUAGUGGAGAAAUCUCUAAUGGACAAUCAUCUGUUGUUACUGACGACAAUCUUGUUCUUGAUGUUCAUCAUCUCGCUUCACUAUUCCCGGCUGAUUCUACUACAGCCGUGGCAACGGCAACAAACGACCAGCACAACAACAAUAAUAACAAUAAUUGCUCAUGGGACGACAUGCAGGGAUUAAGCUAGAAAAAACAAAAGUCUGAAAAGAAUCUACGGACCAAGAUCAAAAACUAACAAAGAACAGAGUUUUUUGAUCUUUGAUUCAUUGAUUGUAUUGUAUCAUCAAUUUUUUUUUUUUUUUUUUUUUUUUUUUUUUUUAAACCUGUAUUUGUUGCAAAUCUUCUGUUAUCUAUUCAA
This is a messenger RNA of Capsella rubella, 2287 nucleotides long. Its product is annotated as transcription factor MYB120. NCBI's taxonomy places the organism in Eukaryota, Viridiplantae, Streptophyta, Magnoliopsida, Brassicales, Brassicaceae. The record is from RefSeq and is a predicted model, not a curated record. Bases 368 to 2116 code for a protein of 582 amino acids. The transcript has 3 exons.